AUGGAGGCAUUUGCCCACUUCUACCAAGCCCUCUUCACCUCUGAGGACUCUGCUUUAGCUAGAGAGAACAGGUCUAAGUGUAGAACUAUCAUCCCUAAUAUGAUCUCUGAAGAAGAAUCCACCCGGCUUAAGUGCCCUCUUACCCUUGAGGAUAUUCAAUCUGCUAUCAACUCCCUCCUCCCCGACAAGGCCCCAGGGCCUGAUGGGCUCCCCAUCGAGUUCUACAAGGCUAAUAGUGAGUGGGUUUCCCGUGAUCUGCUGGACCUAUACAGAGAGGCUAUCUCUAAGGGCUCCCUUGGCUCCUGUAUUAAUAGGGGCAUCAUAAAACUUAUCCCCAAGGAUGGGGACAAGGCUCUCAUUAAAAAUUGGCGCCCUAUUACUCUCCUCAAUGUCUCCUAUAAAAUAUUGGCUAAAAUUCUUGCUACUCGGCUGGAAAAACUUCUUCCGAGGUUUAUCUGCCCUACACAAACUGGGUUUAUCAAGGGAAGAUACAUCCUUGAGAAUCUCAUCACUAGCUGGGAAGCCAUGGAGUGGGCUAGGUCUUCUAACCAGGAUGCUGCCAUGUUCCUCCUGGAUUAUGAGAAGGCCUACGACAGGGUGGAAUGGGAGUUUAUCAUCAUGAUGCUGGAAUCCUUCGACUUCUCGGGUGAGUUUUGUCAAAUUGUGAAAGUUCUCUUGCAUGAUGCCUCUGCUCAAAUCGAUAUUAAUGGAUCCCUUUCUCCCCCUAUCAUGCUCUCCCGAUCCAUUAGGCAAGGGUGUCCCCUUGCUCCCUCUCUGUUCGUCAUUGCUUCCGAUGCCCUCUUUUACCUUCUAAGAGACAAUACUAUCUCCCCUAAGGUGGAAGGUAUUAGACUCCCUGACAAUAAUGAGCUCCUAAACAUUCAGUUCGCAGAUGACACUACCCUCUUCCUCAGCCUUUCCAAGCUUAACUUAGACAAUCUUAACUUGAAGGCUCAGUUCUUCAGCUCCAUCUUUGGAGCCAAGAUCUCCCAGACCAAGUCCACCUUCCUUAGCUGGAACACCCAACCUCCUGACUGGUUUGACAGGUCCAAUUACCAAUGGGGGGGGCCAAACAAAAUUGUUCGGUACCUUGGUGUUCCCUUCUCUGUCUCCCCGUCACUCAAAGAUAUGUGGCUCUGGGUUAAAGGGAAAAUCGACAAUAAGAUCAAUAAGUGGAACAAUAGGUUCCUUUCUCUGGCUGGUAGAAUUCAAGGCAUCAGGCGUUUUCUCUGGUCUGAUGGCAAAGGAAAUAGUAAGGCCCACUCUGUUAGAUGGAAUUGGUGCCACGCUACGAAGGAGCUUGGGGGACUUGGCCUCAAAGAUCUCAAAACUCAGGGCAUUGCCCUGGCGGCUAAAUGGAUUUUUCAUGCCCUUGAUGGGCAUGAGCCUUGGAAAGUGCUUGUCAGAAGUAACAUCGAGAGGGCUGUCCCUCGGAGGGCUAAGUCUUGGAAAGGUCUGCCUCUUACCGACCUGGUGGCUGGAAGCUUCUCUGUGUCCGUCCAGGGGUCAUGUGUCUUUAGAUCCAUAUGGAAGGCUUGGGAACAUAUCAGAAGGUUCCUGGUUAACACCAGGGUCAGCAACGAUGGUCAUAUUCAUGGUGAAAGAUCCCUGUGGUGGAACUUGACCCAUCAUGGUAAACCCCUGGGCUUGAUAAGGGGGUGCUCGGCUAGAUCUUGGGACAGCAAGGGGGUAAAAUGCCUGGCCGAUAUUCUUGAACAUGGUUCCCUUAUCUCAUGGGAGGAUCUUAGUACUAGGUUCAAUAUCCCCCCCGCCCAAAAAAGAACGUAUAACCUGAUCAUGCAUGCCUGCACAUUGCUCGGCCUCCCGAAGGACUGCGAUAUUGAUUCUCAUAGGUUCCUGGCCUUUGGGUGGGCGGAUGGCACUCCUCUUACCAAAAGCAAAGCCCGUAAUAUUUACUCUCUCCUGGCUUAUGAUACUUCUAUUAUUUCUCAUGUGAAUAUGAUCUGGUACUCUAACUUCUCUGUCUUGCAGUGGAAGAAAAACUUUAGCAGGUUGUGGAAGAACGCUAUUGAUCCCAAAGUCAAGUGCUUUAAAUGGUUGCUCACUCUUAACAGGCUCCCUUUAAAGGGGAAUUAUGACUCGCAUGAUACUUGUUCUAUAUGUAAAAUGCUUGAGACUGGCAGGCACAUCUUCUUUGAGUGCUCCGUUGCUAGGGAAGUAUGGCUGAUGUUUGGUGUUUCCUCUCCCCACUUGGUUAAUAUUAUGGAAAUUAUUUCUAGUUAUGUUCAGGGACUGAAAAAAGAUGCUAAUAUUUUCUGGUUUAUUUUAUCUGCUUACAUCCUAUGGUUCAUUUGGAAAAUUAGAAAUGCUGAUAGAUUAUGUGGCCAGUCCAGGGCUCUUACUGAGUCUUUUCGAAGACUUAUAUUUUAUAAUAUUGCCACGCAGGUCUCGGUCGUGCUGAAUUUGGAAAGGAACAAACUCAGAAGAUUCCUGCGGGAUGGCCAUGCUACCAUGUUUGUCUAUGAGCUUAAAGGCGGACUAGACUGGAGGCGCAAUUUUGAUGACCUUUCCUCCUUUGAGCACGCCUUGAGAAUGCUGAACAAUGAAAUUAGGGACAAUAGGCAGCCGUCUGCUGAGCAUUUGGAGAUGUUGAGUCAGAUCCAGGACCGUAAGAAUAUCGUCUGGAUGGAGGGACCCCAGGGAUGGACCGCUUGGGUGGAGCAUUAUAAUAACAUUCUCAGCUAG
Messenger RNA from Cryptomeria japonica (Japanese cedar), 2706 nucleotides. RefSeq lists its product as uncharacterized. The transcript is spliced from 2 exons. The record is from RefSeq and is a predicted model, not a curated record. NCBI's taxonomy places the organism in Eukaryota, Viridiplantae, Streptophyta, Pinopsida, Cupressales, Cupressaceae. Bases 1 to 2706 code for a protein of 901 amino acids.